Cuscuta campestris is the source of this 6580-nucleotide messenger RNA. The record is from the annotation of a GenBank genome assembly. Lineage: Eukaryota; Viridiplantae; Streptophyta; Magnoliopsida; Solanales; Convolvulaceae.
AUCUCAGAGAAGUCCUCAUGCUUCUUCCAAUCAGCUUCUCCCUCUAGAAGAAGAGCAAGGAACAUUCUACUCCUGCCUUUUCUUUCUUCUUUGCCUUUAAUAUUCUUCAUUUCCAGGAAGCCUCUAUUCUCAGUCGUCCUGCUGUUAGCUUCUGGCGUUUGACUGUGUGUUAGAGGCUGGAUCUGAAGUGGAGAUCUUGGGAUCACAGGAAAACUGGCUGCAACAGUGACGUGGAGGCAUGCUGCCAGCAGUGGCAGCGGCCUUCCCAGUAACGAUCUGGAAAAAAAUGGAGAUAGUAAACAUCAUGGUUUGGAACCCUCAACUCAGCAUUCUCUCAUGCUAAUGGGUUCAAGAGACCGCAGCAACAUGGAGGAUCCAGAUGGGACUUUAGCAAGUGUUGCUCAGUUGAUUGAAAAAUUGCGUAAGAAUUCUGCUUCCAUGCAAGAAAAAGAGGCACUGCUGAUGCAAUUGUUGGAGCUUAUUAAUACCCGAGAUAAUGCCUUUAGUGCUGUUGGGUCACACUCUCAGGCAGUUCCAGUGCUCGUUUCUCUACUUCGAUCUGGAUCAUUUGGGGUAAAGAUGCAGGCAGCCACUGUUUUAGGCUCUUUGUGUAAAGAAAAUGAGUUGCGAGUAAAAGUGCUGCUUGGAGGUUGUAUUCCUCCAUUGCUAGGUCUCCUCAAGUCAAGCUCAACAGAAGGUCAAAUUGCAGCAGCAAAGACUAUAUAUGCUGUGUCUCAGGGUGGUGCUAAGGACCAUGUUGGCUCAAAAAUCUUUUCAACUGAAGGAGUUGUGCCAGUGUUGUGGCAACAGUUACAGAAGGGUCUCAAAGCUGAAAACUUGGUUGAUGACUUGAUCACAGGCAGUUUAAAAAACCUGUGUACCAGCACUGAAGGAUUCUGGUCUGCAACGAAUCAAGCGGGAGGAGUGGAUAUACUUGUCAAAUUGCUAGCCACUGGACAAUCAAGCACACAAGCAAAUGUGUGCUUUCUUCUUGCAUCUAUUAUGAUGGAGGAUUCAUCUGUGUGCUCUAAAGUCUUGGCUUCAGAUGUCACACAGCAACUGCUUAAACUACUGGGACCCAAUAAUAAAUCGUUUGUCAGGGCAGAGUCUGCAGGGGCUCUUAAAUCUCUUUCUGCUCAGUCCAAAGAGGCCAGGAGAGAGAUAGCAAACUUGAAUGGUAUUCCUGUACUAAUAAAUGCUACUAUAGCACCCUCCAAGGAAUUCAUGCAGGGCGAACAUGCUCAAGCUUUGCAGGAGAAUGCAAUGUGUGCACUUGCAAACAUUUCAGGUGGCUUGUCAUAUGUUAUAUCGAGUCUUGGUCAGAGCCUUGAAUCAUGCUCUUCAUCUGCCCAGGUUGCUGACACAUUAGGGGCUUUAGCUUCGGCUCUUAUGAUAUAUGAUAUCAAAGCCGAAAAUGCAAGAGCCUCAGACCCUUUGGAGGUGGAACAGACACUGGUUAAACAAUUUAAGCCUCAGUUGCCAUUACUGGUGCAAGAGCAGCAGCAACAGGAGUGUGCCGUUGCUUUACUCUGCCUUCUGUCGGAUGAGAAUGAUGAAAGUAAAUGGGCCAUCACUGCAGCUGGAGGCAUUCCUCCGCUUGUUCAAAUUCUCGAAACAGGAUCUUCCAAAGCUAAGGAAGACUCUGUAACCAUCCUUGGAAAUCUCUGUAACCACAGUGAAGACAUACGUGAAUGCGUUGAGAGUGCUGAUGCUGUUCCUGCUUUAUUAUGGCUGCUAAAGAAUGGGAGCUCCAAUGGCAAAGAAAUUGCUGCCAAGACAUUGAACCAUUUAAUCCAUAAAUCAGAUACUGCAACCAUAAGCCAACUUACUGCUCUUUUAGCCAGUGAUCUCCCCGAGUCUAAAGUUUAUGUCUUAGCUGCAUUGAGAAAUUUGCUUUCUAUGGUACCUCUUAAUGAUAUUUUGCGAGAAGGCAGUGCAUCAAAUGAUGCAAUUGCGAUGAUGAUAAAUCUUCUAAGCUCCGACAAGGAAGAGACUCAGGCUAAGUCUGCAUCAGCAGUUGCUGGAAUCUUUAAUCUCAGAAAGGACUUGCGUGAAAGCAGUCUUGCUUUGAGAACUCUUUGUCCGGUUUUAGAGCUUCUAAAUAUGGAAUCUAAGGCCAUCUUAGUAGAAGCUUGCCGUUGUCUUUCUGCAGUAUUUCUAUCAAUUAAAGAGAACCGUGAUGUCGCUGCACUUGCUAGAGAUAAGUUGCCCUCAUUGGUGAUCCUUGCUAGCGCUACAGCGUUGCCUGUAGCAGAGCAAGCAAUAUGUGCUUUGGCCAAUCUUCUUUUAGACCAUGAAGCUUGUGAAAGAGCUGUUCCUGAAGAAGUUAUCUUGCAUGCCACUAGAGUUCUGCGUGAAGGUUCAACUGAUGGACAAACCCAUGCUGCCUCGGCAAUUGCUCGGCUUCUCCAAUCUCAUAAUGUUGAUUCUGAAAUAACGGACUGUGUCAAUCGCAAUGGGACAGUUCUUGCUUUGGUCUAUUUUCUUGGAUCCACUACUGGUGGAUCUAUUUCAAUAUCGGAAGCACUAGAUGCCCUUUGUUAUCUUUCAAGGUUAGAAGGACCUGGUGGGCAUACUAAACCUGCAUGGGCAGUUCUUGCAGAAUACACAGAUGGAAUUAUUCCGAUCAUCUCAUGUAUUGCUGAUGCACCUCCCUUGUUGCAAGACAAAGCUAUCGAGAUAUUAUCUUCGCUCAGCCAAGCUCAGCCAGAUGUCCUAGGAGAAACGAUUGAGUGUACUUCUGGAUGCAUAUCUUCAAUUGUAAGAAGGGUAAUCGAUUCCUCAGAUGGAAGAGUAAAGAUUGGAGGAACUGCUCUACUUGUAUGCACCACAAAUGUGAACUCCCAAAGAGUGAUUGAGGAUUUAAGUGAAUUCAAUUUACGUGUUCCACUAAUUGAAUCACUUGUAAGAAUGCUGAACCCCCUAGAAUCUUCUCUGUUGGAUAGAAAUGAAGGGCACAAGAUUGCAAUAAACAUAUCCAGGAAUACUUUAGAUGAAUCAAAGAAGGAUGAAAUGGAGAGAAGUACUUCAGUUAUCUAUGGUACCAAUAUAGCUAUAUGGCUACUAUCUGUUCUUGCUAGCCAUGAUAACCAUAGCAAAGUUGAGAUUUUGGAGGCUGGUGGAAUUGACUCUCUUACUGAAAAGAUAUCUCAAUCUUUCUCCCAGUUUACUCAGAUUGAUUUUAAAGAGGAUGUUAGCAUAUGGGUUUGUGCACUGCCACUGGCGAUCUUAUUUCUACAUAGAGAUAUCAUUCGGGAACAUGUCACAGUAAAAGCCAUACCUGUGCUGGCUAAUUUGCUGAAGUCAGAGGAGUCAGCAAACAGGUAUUUCGCAGCACAAGCAAUAGCCAGUCUUGUCUGUAAUGGUAGCAGGGGAACUCUUCUUUCUGUUGCCAAUUCAGGGGCAGCAGCAGGUCUUAUUUCAUUGCUUGGGUGGUCCGAUUAUGACAUUAGUGACCUCAUUGAACUCUCAGAGGAGUUCGCUUUGGUACGUCAUCCAGAGCAAGUAGCUCUUGAAAGAUUGUUUAGGGUUGAUGACAUUAGGGUUGGGGUAACUUCUAGGAAAGCUAUACCAGCACUAGUUGAUUUGCUGAAACCAAUCCCAGAUCGCCCAGGUGCACCUUUUUUAGCUCUUGGACUGCUGAUACAACUGGCUAAAGACUGCUCUUCAAACAAGAUUUUAAUGGUAGAAUGUGGCGCUAUUGAAGCAUUGACUAGGUACUUGUCACUUGGCCCACAAGAUGCAACCGAGGAAGCAGCUACUGAUUUAUUAGGUAUCUUAUUUAGUACUGCUGAAAUUCGUAGACAUGAAUCUGCAUUUGGAGCUGUUGGUCAGCUUAUAGCAGUCUUACGUUUAGGAGGAAGGGCAGCAAGAUAUAGUGCCGCCAAAGCCUUAGAGAACCUGUUUUCAGCAGAUCAUAUAAGAAAUGCAGAAUCUGUUAGGCAUUCUGUUAAACCUUUGGUAGAGAUCCUAAACUCUGGUCUUGAAAAGGAGCAACAUGCUGCUAUUGCUGCAUUAGUGCGGCUGCUCAGUGAGAAUCCAUCAAGAGCUCUUGCCGUUGCAGAUGUUGAGAUGAAUGCAGUAGAGGUUCUAUGCAGGAUUCUCUCAUCAAACUGUUCAAUGGAGCUGAAGGGGGAUGCUGCCGAGUUGUGCUCUGUUCUAUUCACUAGUACAAGAGUAAGAUCUACAAUUGCUGCUGCUCGCUGUGUGGAACCUUUGGUUUCUCUUCUGGUUACUGAAUUUAGUCCAGCUCACCAUUCAGUUGUUCAUGCAUUAGAUAAACUGGUUGAUGAUGAACAGCUGGCAGAACUUGUUGCUGCACACGGAGCUGUCAUCCCCCUUGUAGGCCUUCUCUAUGCACCCGAGUUUGGACAUGAUGGACAACAUAGUGCUCUCCAGGUUCUUGUAAACAUAUUAGAGCACCCACAAUGCCGUGCUGAUUACACCUUGACAUCCCAUCAAGCAAUUGAACCUUUGAUUCCUUUACUUGAUUCUCCUGCUUCUGCUGUUCAACAGUUGGCAGCUGAGCUUCUAUCUCACCUUCUUGUGGAGGAGCAUCUUCAGAAAGAUCCUGUUACACAACAAGUGAUUGGCCCGUUAGUACGAGUGCUUGGUUCUGAUAUACCCAUUCUGCAACAGAGAGCCGUGAAGGCUCUUGUUUGUGUUUCAGUAACUUGGCCCAAUGAGAUUGCAAAAGAGGGCGGUGUAAGUGAGCUUUCCAAAGUGCUAUUGAAUGCUGAUCCUUUGCUUCCAAAUGCUUUGUGGGAAUCAGCUGCUUCUGUCCUAGCCAGUAUCUUGCAAUUCAGCUCUGAGUUUUACUUGGAAGUACCUGUCGCUGUUUUGGUGAGAUUGCUUCGUUCUGGCUUAGAAAGCACCAUACUUGGUGCACUAAAUGCCCUACUUGUGUUGGAAAGUGAUGACUCCACCAGUGCUGUAGCAAUGGCUGAAAGUGGAGCAAUUGAAGCUCUUUUGGAACUUCUCCGAUGCCAUAUCUGUGAGGAAACUGCAGCUAGACUGCUUGAGGUUCUGCUGAACAAUGUGAAGAUCAGAGAUACCAAAGCUACCAAGUCAGCAAUUCUUCCGUUGUCACAAUACCUCUUGGACCCACAAACCCAAGGUCAGCAAGCGCGGUUCAUGGCGACACUUGCUCUUGGUGCUCUAUUCCAGAAUGAGUCACUUGCUAGAACAUCAGAUGCCGUUUCUGCAUGCCGGGCAUUGGUUAAUCUGCUUGAGGAUCAGCCCACUGAAGAAAUGAAAGUGGUGUCAAUAUGUGCAUUACAGAACCUUGUUAUGUAUAGCCGAUCAAAUAAAAGAGCUGUUGCAGAAGCAGGAGGCGUUCAGGUUGUGCUCGAUGUUAUUGGUUCAAGUGAUCCAGAUACAUCAGUACAGGCAGCAAUGUUUAUUAAGCUUCUCUUUUCUAACAAUACUAUUCAAGAAUAUGCUUCGGGCGAGACCGUCAGAGCUAUAACAGCUGCACUCGAAAAAGACUUGUGGGCAACAGGAACAGUUAACGAAGAGUAUCUGAAGGCUUUGAAUGCACUUUUUGGAAACUUCCCACGUUUGAGAGCAACAGAACCUGCAACUCUAAGUAUACCACAUCUGGUCACCGCCCUCAAGACUGGUUCAGAGGCAACUCAAGAAGCUGCUCUGGAUGCUCUGUACUUGCUCAGACAUGCUUGGUCAGCCUGCCCAGCUGAAGUAUCUCGAGCCCAAUCAAUUGCUGCUGCUGAUGCUAUCCCUUUGUUGCAGUAUUUGAUACAAUCAGGCCCGCCUAGGUUUCAGGAGAAGGCAGAAUUCCUUUUGCAAUGCUUGCCAGGGACAUUAGUGGUGAUUAUUAAGCGAGGCAAUAACAUGAGACAGUCAGUUGGAAAUCCUAGUGUUUAUUGCAAGCUUACCCUUGGUAAUACACCACCUCUGCAAACCAAGGUUGCAUCAACUGGUCCUAAUCCCGAAUGGGAUGAAAGCUUUGCGUGGUCCUUUGAAAGUCCCCCAAAAGGACAAAAGCUUCAUAUCUCAUGCAAGAACAAGAGCAAAAUAGGAAAGAGCUCAUUUGGGAAGGUGACGAUCCAGAUUGACCGAGUAGUGAUGCUUGGUGCAGUUUCUGGGGAGUACACCUUGUUGCCCGAGAGCAAAAGUGGACCGUCUAGGAACUUGGAGAUAGAAUUCCAGUGGUCCAACAAAACCGAAGUGUAGAAACAACUGCGAGGUUUUUGCCCAUUUUCUCAAAUUCUUGAGUUUCUUUCAUUCACCACCAAAUGUAUAGCAUCUUUCCCUUCGUAGCCUUGAAACAACAAGUUGUUACGAGCAGUAUAUUAUUCUUUUGUAUCUUGUGCAUGCGGAUUCAUUGUCAAGGUGUUUUUGCUGUUGUAUUCACAUUCAUUGUAAGCUAAGUCACUUCUGUAUUUAUAGGCUUGUGUAGUUUCUAAGCUUUUUCCCCCCCUUGUAUGAUUGUAUCUUAUCCCAUCAAUUUCGAGUUCAUGAGAAUGUAAUAAACUCUGGUUUGUAUACAUCCACGGUUUUCCUUGCACGCUUUCUCGUUUCUUUAAUGCAAAUAUUCCAAGGGUGAAUUUAUCCUCAAAUU